Dioscorea cayenensis subsp. rotundata (Guinea yam) is the source of this 1302-nucleotide messenger RNA. Its product is annotated as methyl-CpG-binding domain-containing protein 11. The transcript has 4 exons. Gene Ontology annotation, molecular function: DNA binding. The record is from RefSeq and is a predicted model, not a curated record. Bases 89 to 973 code for a protein of 294 amino acids. Lineage: Eukaryota; Viridiplantae; Streptophyta; Magnoliopsida; Dioscoreales; Dioscoreaceae.
CGACUUUUCCACGAUUGCUAUUUGGUUCGCAUUCGGAGAGCGGGAAGUGCGAAAACUCGAACGAGAGCGAGAGCGAGAGCUCGGAGUCAUGGCGAGCGCCGGCGAGGUCGAGGGCAGGUCACCGGCGGAGAAGGGCGUGCAGGACUCUGAUGUCGUCACCGUCGAGCUCCCGGCCCCUGAUGGCUGGAAGAAAAAGUUUACUCCAAAGAAAGCUGGUGGUGCCAGAAAGCCUGAGAUAGUUUUUGUAGCUCCAACAGGCGAGGAAAUCAAGAGCAAGAGACAACUUGAUCAGUACUUGCGUUCAAAUCCUGGAGGUCCCCCUUCAUCUGAAUUUGACUGGGGAACAGGUGACACUCCAAGACGCUCUGCAAGGAUUAGUGAGAAAGCAAAGGCAACAGAGAGCCCAGAAGCUGAGCGACCAAAGAAACGUGAGAGGAAAUCAAGCUCGAAGAAAGGAAACAAGGAGGACAAGGAUGGCGUGGAUAAAGAGGAUGAAGCUGCUACUAAAGCUCCUCCUGCACAGGAGGAUGGAGAAAAAGUGAAUGAAGCUGCUACUGAAGAGAAAGCGGCUGCAGAUGAAGCUGCUACUAAAGCUCCUCCUGCACAGGAGGAUGGAGAAAAAGUGAAUGAAGCUGCUACUGAAGAGAAAGCGGCUGCAGAUGAUGCUGAGGCGAAGGAAGAUAAAAAUCCAACAGAUUCUGAGAUGAAGGAUUCUGAGAAACCAGUCAAAGAUGAUAAGGAAGAAACCAGUGAUAUAAAAGAUAAUGAUGCUACUGGUUCAGAUCCAGCAGAUAAAACCGAGGUAAAUGUCCAAGAUAAAGCAGCAGCAGUUGAGGUACCGCAACAGACAACGGAAAAAGAAAAGUCAGAAAAAGGAAUUCCAGCAGCGGAGGCUGAUGCCAAAGAAAACAAGUCGGCAGAUCAGGAAGCCAAGGAUUUGCCCGAGGGUGGUGAUAAUAAGAAUGAUCAGUAGGGUGCAGUUAUCAAGGAAGCUCAAGAACAUGCACAGGAGCAUUCAUGAGAACUGAACCUUGUAGGUGAUGGCGAUGGAUGCGAGAUUGAGGGGGGUAUUAGGUCCAUACACUGUAUAUCUUUUAUAAUGGCUGAUUGAUCUGAUCUCUCUGUAGGUGACUGAUGUAUCCAUCGCCCAUUGUCAUUUAAUCUGCAAAUGAAUAUGUCUUGAUACUACCCUUCCUUUACUUUCUAACAUCAUGUAAGCUCAGUUGUCAAGGUUAUCUGACAUGUUUAUGUAUUAUUGUGUUGUAUCAUCAAAUACCAUAUGUUUUGGUCGUUUCCAUUUAA